UACAGUGGAAACUUAGUAGUGCAGAGAGCUCGGCAGAUUCAGACUGACAGUCCAGCCUCAAUCCUGAGGCUAAUCUCGUUUUGAUUUAACCCAGCACUCCAUGGAGAUCCUUGAGCCUUCAAUGCAGUCUCACUAGUUCCAGAAAGCGACUGAAUUUCCUCCUGCAGAAAUGAAGUACAAGAAUCUUAUGGCAAGAGCCUUGUAUGACAAUGUUCCUGAGUGUGCAGAAGAGUUGGCAUUUCGCAAAGGAGAUAUACUAACUGUGAUUGAGCAGAAUACUGGAGGCCUGGAAGGAUGGUGGCUCUGCUCACUACAUGGAAGGCAAGGCAUUGUUCCAGGCAACCGUGUAAAGCUUCUAAUUGGUCCACUGCAGGAAGGUUCUUCUGGUCAAGACCAACCCUCUUCUGGACUAACUCACCAGAGUUUUGGCUCUCAGAAAGUCUAUCAAGUGCCACACUCACAGGCUUCAUCCCGGGAUGCUGUCUACCAAGUACCACCAUCCUAUCAGAAUCAGGGAAUUUACCAAGUACCUACAGGCCAUGGUGCUGUAGAACAAGAUGUAUACCAGGUGCCACCCUCGGUACAGAGAAGCAUCGGUGGGACGAAUGGUUCUCAUUUAAAUAAAAAGGUGAUCACCCCAGUGAGAACAGGCCAUGGCUAUGUGUAUGAGUUCCCAUCCAAGUACCAAAAGGAUACCUAUGACAUCCCUCCAUCUCAUUCGAUCCAAGGGGUAUAUGACAUCCCCCCAACAUCACUGAAGGGCCCAGUCUUCUCAGCUCCAAUGGGAGAGAUGAAGCCUUCAGGGGUAUAUGAUAUUCCUCCUGUGAAAGGGGUUUAUGCUAUUCCGCCUACUUCCCGAGAUGAAGCGGGACUAAGAGAAAAGGAAUAUGAUUUCCCUCCUAUGAGACAACAAGUAAGACCCGAAGUCAGACCUGAGGGCGUUUAUGACAUCCCCCCUACAAGUACCAAGGCUGUAGGGAAAGACCUUAACGGAAAAUACAACUGUGAUGCUUCAGGAGUCACUGAGCAGGUAUCCCAGAGACACCAAAGCGCUCUUCAAAACCAGCAGCACACGCACCUCGGACAACCCACAGCUUCUCAGAAUGAUGCAUAUGACAUCCCACGAGGAGUUCAGUUUCUUGAGCCACAGGCAGCGGCCAGUGAAAGAUUAAAUGCCGAAGAAAAAGAUGGAGUAUAUGAUGUCCCACCACAGACCACACAGGAGACUAAAGGGUGUCAAGAUGUGAUAGAUGGCAUGAAUAGGCUCUCUUUUUCUAGUACGGGGAGUACCAGGAGCAACAUGUCCACCUCUUCCACAACAUCAAAGGAGUCAUCGUUGUCGGCCUCACCAUCUCAGGACAAAAGGUUGUUACUGCUGGAUCCAGACGCGGCCAUUGAGAGACUUUAUCGGCUUCAGCAGGCUUUAGAGAUGGUUGUGUCCAACCUCACAGCUCUGGUCACCACUGAUUGGAGAUGUUAUGGCUACAUGGAGAGGCACAUCAAUGAGAUCCGCACAGCAGUGGAGAAGGUAGAGCUGUCUUUGAGGGAGUACCUGCAUUUUGCCAAGGGGGCUGUAGCAAAUGCUUCAGGCCUCCCUGAACUCACCCUGCACAACAAAAUGAAGCGAGAACUACAGAGGGUGGAAGAUUCCCACCAGAUUCUAACCCAGACCAGCCAGGAUUUAAAUGGCUGCAGCUGGUCCUUGAACAUUCUGGCUGUCAAUAAACCCCAAAGCAAGUGUGACGACCUUGAUCGGUUUGUGAUGGUGGCAAAGACAGUGCCAGAUGACACCAAACAGCUCACUACCACCAUCAGCACCAAUGCAGAAAUACUCUUCCGAUCAGCCCCAGGCAGUGUGCGGCUAAAGAACGGGCCUGAGCAUGUGACCAGUGCGGCUGACUACCUGCAUACAGGUCCACAGACCCAGCUGAUGCAUCCCAGUGAGCACAAGGCCCAGCCCUAUUGCAAGCCACCGCCCCCAAGCCUAAGCAAGGACCAGCAUCCUGACUGUAAUAGCAAUGACAGCUCCGAGCGGAGCUGGAUGGAUGACUAUGAUUAUGUCCACCUGCAGGGGAAAGAAGAGUUUGAAAGGCAGCAGAAAGAGCUUUUGGAAAAGGAAAAUAUCAUUAAGCAGAACAAGAUGCAGCUGGAACAUCAUCAGAUCAGUCAGUUCCAGCUGUUGGAGCAAGAAAUUACCAAGCCAGUGGAGAAUGACAUCUCAAAGUGGAAGCCCUCCCAGAACCUCCCAGCUAUAAACAGUAGCGUGGGUGCCCAGGACAGACAGCUACUCUUCUUCUACUAUGACCAAUGUGAUACCCAUUACAUCUCCCUUCUCAACGCCAUUGAUGCCCUCUUCAGCUGUGUCAGUUCAGCCCAGCCCCCGAGGAUCUUUGUGGCGCACAGCAAGUUUGUCAUCCUGAGCGCACACAAGCUGGUGUUCAUCGGAGACACGCUAACAAGGCAAGUGGCAGCCCAGGAGAUCCGUAACAAGGUGAUGAACUCUAGUAACCAGCUGUGCGAGCAGCUUAAGAACAUCGUGAUGGCCACCAAGAUGGCUGCCCUACAUUACCCUAGCACGCCCGCUCUGCAAGAAAUGGUACACCAAGUGACGGACUUGUCCAGAAACGCACUGCUGUUCAAGCGUUCAUUGCUAGAGAUGGCAACGUUCUGAGGGGAAAGGGGAAGAGAGACUGAGGGGGUCACAGGAUCAAACUGGAAAUAGUGUCUGGUUUAUGUAAAUACUAUCUAUUUUUGUAGAUGUUUUAUAUGGAAUAUUUUAAAUACGUUUUGUGGAUUAGAGAACAUUCAGGGAGUUGGAGAGGUAAAAUUGUUAUCACUGUUUGGUUUUUAUAUACAUCUGUGUA
Messenger RNA from Dromiciops gliroides (monito del monte), 2864 nucleotides. It is a transcript of the gene NEDD9, whose product is annotated as neural precursor cell expressed, developmentally down-regulated 9. The record is from RefSeq and is a predicted model, not a curated record. Gene Ontology annotation, biological process: cell surface receptor protein tyrosine kinase signaling pathway; cell migration. The coding region runs from base 170 to 2671 and encodes 833 amino acids. Gene Ontology annotation, molecular function: protein binding. NCBI's taxonomy places the organism in Eukaryota, Metazoa, Chordata, Mammalia, Microbiotheria, Microbiotheriidae. The transcript has 7 exons. Gene Ontology annotation, cellular component: cytoplasm; plasma membrane.